Daucus carota subsp. sativus is the source of this 817-nucleotide messenger RNA. RefSeq names its product 14 kDa proline-rich protein DC2.15-like. The record is from RefSeq and is a predicted model, not a curated record. The transcript has a single exon. Bases 283 to 666 code for a protein of 127 amino acids. Lineage: Eukaryota; Viridiplantae; Streptophyta; Magnoliopsida; Apiales; Apiaceae.
AAGCCAGAGAUCGAUUCAUUCUGAAGCACGGAACAUGGCAUUCUGUAUAAUUUGAUCCCACUUGAUUAUAUACGUCCGAAUAAUUUUAAUGUGCCUGACAGCUCAUCAAUUUCCCCGCACAGAUACGAAUGAGCUGAGAUCUUGUUUUGUGUCGAACCACCACAAAAACCUAUCAUUUCGCACACUAUAAAUGCGCUACCCUAGCUUCAUAAUUUAGCACCAUCAAAGAAAAAGCAGAAGCCUUCUCUUUCUCAUCUCUUAAAACUUAGUUGAGUUCAACAAAUGGCUUCCCCUAAAAAUGUUUCCCUGGCUCUGUUCCUCACACUCAACGUUCUCUUCUUUUCUUUGGUCAGUUCAUGCAAGACUUGCACCGGAAGCCUUCCGGUCAUUCCCGAGGUUCCUACUGGAAAAUGCCCUAGAGACCAACUCAAGCUAGGAGUCUGCGCUGAUGUACUUAACUUGGUGAAGAACGUUGUCGUCGGAGCUCCUCCAACGCUGCCAUGUUGUGCUCUCCUUGAGGGUCUUGUCAAUCUUGAGGCGGCUCUUUGCCUUUGCACUGCAAUUAAGGCCAACAUUUUGGGCAUCAACCUCAAUCUUCCUGUUGCGCUGAGCCUAGUUCUUAACAACUGUGGGAAGACACUACCCAAUGGCUUUGAAUGUACCUAAUUAGCUAUAUAUGAUCUUAAACCAAGUUUAAAUCUUAUAUUGCUGCAGAUGUGUUUGGGAUUUGUUGUAAUUUCUUUUAUUAAUGCGACUUCUUGUUGCACUUUCUUUGUAUCAAUAUCAUUUGGUGGAUGAAUAAAAUUUUAUUCUGCAA